AUGGAAAACUUCCCCAUGAUGAUGUACCAACAGUUGAUGGCUAUGGCCGCGGCUCAACAACCUCCAUCAGCCUCGACCGGUUCAAACUCAAAUGGCUCAAAUUCUGGAGCCGCGUCUCCACCGUGCUCCGUUCACUCAGACAACGGAUCUCCAGAAUCGACGGAAGGCAGUCUGAACAAUAAUCAGACCACAGCCAUGGCCAACAUGCAGGAGUUGCUAAAGUCUUUCCAACAACCUGGCCACAUGUUUCCAUUCCCUUUUGGCUUCAACAAUCCCGCCGUCAACGCGAAACCAGCCAUGCCAAUGCUUUUCAAUCAGAGCCCGAUGUUGAACAGUGAACAAGUAAGUAGUUUAGAGAGGUUUUGAGGAAAAGAAGUAUUGUAAAAGGGUUUUUGAUAGCAUAUCAGGUAUUGUAAAGUAAGGUUUUUCAUAUUAUAGUAGCUAGAGCGUAAUAUUAUAGUACAGAAAGUUUGCGUUUUUUAUGUUGUAGUAGAUAGAGUGUGAUGUUAUCGUAGAGAAACUGUAAUUACAGCUGGUACACUAUAGUAUUUUAUGUUAUAGUAGUUAAACGUUUACAUUGCAGUAGGGAAACUGUAACUAUAUUUCAAAAAGUAGCUAACGAACUAGGAUUUUUGAUAUUAUAGUAGAUGAGAUGCUAUCGUAGUACAAAUAAAAGUUAUCGUAACGCAAAAAAUUUUAAAUUUUAAUUUUGCACUUAAUGUCACAAGCAUUAGCACCGUCUUUAUUACCGUUUUCCCUAACGUUCCUAAUCUUUGAUGUCCUUUCAAUCCUACAAUACGAAUAUAGCCGGCGGUGUCACUUCCAACUGCCACUUCGAAUAUCCAGCUCUUCACGUACUGCCGCCCAUAGUCAUGCCCUCCUCAUCCGGUGUGCGUUGAUCUGAUGUUCCUGAAACGUGCAUUCAGGUUUCUUUUCUUAAUCUGGUAUAAUAAUUUCCUCAGGACGUCACCUCACGUUGAACAGAUUAGGCCCGACCACUUCCGCGUUUACUUGUUUUCUCAAGUUUCUACAAUUUACUAGAUGGUAUUUUAGGCGGGAUUAACUGUAUAAUGUGACAUGUUUUUGUGGUAUCUUGAUGAUAACAUGGGUUUCUUGUGUUAUGUUUGGUUGGUAAGGGUUGACGUUGAUUUUGGUUUGUAAUAAUGAGCAGAAACGCCCAAAAAUUUUUUUUAUUUUGAUAUUUAGGUAACAGUCUUGGCGUCUUAUUCUGAUAUUUAGGUAACAGUUAAGUCUUGGCGUCAAUUUAUAAGGUUUAUAACAAGAACGAACGUCAGAACUUUUUUUUUACGUUUUUCUGUUAUGUUUAGAUGUUAAAGUAGGUUUCAAGCUAAAAAAUUUUUUAAUUUUUUAAAUUUGAAAAAAAAAAUUAAAAUCCCAGUAAAGUUUAAAAAAAAAAACAUGUUUUAUCUUCUUAAAUGUCAUCUUUUUUAUUAACUUGCUUCUCCUUUACAUAAAUAUUAUCUUACACAUCAUUCCUCUCAAAAACCUCACGUUACUCACCCUUAACAUAGUAAAAGUUGCUACAAUUGAAUUUGUGAAAACAUGGCUUCAAUAGCAGUUAAAGAGCACAAUCUCGGCAUAUCAUCUAAUAAAGUGCGCGAGAGUGCAGCCAUGACACCCUGAGGGGGCCUCGACUUGCCAUCAAUUAGGUUUGUUAUCCAGCUCGUUUUCGUGCUCUUGCUUCGACAACUCCUCAACAUUCUUCAUCUUAUAUCUAUAUCCGAGUAGGACCUGUGUAGUCUUGGCUAUCAUAUAAAACUAUAAAACUUUGGUUCUGACAUUUUACUUUAGUCUACUGUACUAUACUAGAAGCUACUAUAAUAUUAUACUACCUAAAAUCCUACUUCAAUUAUUUUUUGAUAUUUUUAACUUAACAAUAUUGAUUAAAAAAACUAUAUUAAACAUGGUGAAAAACCAUUUCCUUCCAAACAUGUCCGCUACAACUCUGCCUAAGUUACAGGUGAUCAAGCGGAUCGAGCGAUUGGACGAGGAGAACAACGUCGAGGGUCUAAUGAAGUUUGUCAAGGAGCUGAGCCAAGAGACCAUCCUCGCCAUCUGUAGGCACGAAAGCUUUCUGCGAGCACGAGCCAUAGUACUGUUUCAUCGAGGAGAGUAUCAGGAAAUGUACAGCCUGUUGGAGAGUCAUCAGUUUGGAGCCGGCAGUCAUCAGAAGCUUCAAGCAUUGUGGCAAGAAGCACGAUACCGCGAGGCUGAGAGGGUGCGACAACGGUAAGGAAAUUGAUUUUUUAUUGAUUGGGGUUUAAGGCAAAAGUUGCUAUUAUCUUUUUACUGUGCUAAAAGUAGUAUUUAUAUUAACAUUUAGUAAUAUUUUGAUCAAAAAAUCGGCAAAAAAAACUUUUUUAUACCUAAAUUUUUGCAUUUUCUAUUUUUUCUUCAAAAAACUAAAGAAAAAUAAUGUUUCUGAGUACAAAAACACAUUCAAAAUACUAAAAAUUUAUUUUUAUUUCACUAAAAUACUAUUUUCAGGCCCCUCGGCCCCGUGGACAAAUACCGCGUUCGGAAGAAGUAUCCUUUGCCUAAAACAAUAUGGGAUGGUGAACAAAAGACCCACUGCUUCAAGGAGAGAACGCGCAGCACGUUGAGGGAACAUUACCUGAAGGAUCCCUAUCCAAAUCCUCAAAUGAAAAAGGAAUUGGCAACAAAGACUGGUCUUUCGCCGAUGCAGGUCGGGAACUGGUUCAAGAACCGACGUCAACGUGAUCGUGCGGCUCAUAUGAAGAACCAGUAAGUCUUUUAAGUUGAAAUUCGAGUUGAGAUUUUAAAAUUUGAUGUAAAGGAUUCAAAUUAGGCUUAAAAUUGAGGUAUUCAAGCCGAAGUGAAAAAAUGUUACCUAAAAUUUUCGAAUUUUAAAAUUUUUUAAAUUUUGUAAAGCUUUUUAAGCCUAAUCAUCGAAAAAAUCUUUUUAUUUCACUUCGUAUGCCAAAAGUGCAUUCGUUAUCUCGAUGUCAUACGGUCCUUUCGCUUCUCGAGACAUGAAAGAAAUCAUAAUAUACAUAUCGCACUGUAGCGUGUAAUAGGUUGACCGGAUUACCUUUAUGGGGCGAACCGGAUGUUAAUGAAAGGGCCGCUCCCCUCCAAUAUGUUCGGCUGAUUUGUAACGCUACAUUUGACUUUGGGGGGAUUGGGCGCUUCCAUUUGCAUAAACACAGCCUGUUAUUAAGCCCUAAUUGGCCGGCUUGAUUAUGAAUUUGUGGCAGUAAAUUAAGUGGCAUUAAAUUGAAGGGCUGAGGAAGAUUGCUUAAGGGCUUUUGCUGCUUUGUAGGUUGAGUAAUGAGUAGUUUUGUAUGUUGAGUAAGUUGUUUUGUAGCAAAAUAAGGCGAUAAGAAGUGUUUUUGUUCUAUUUUGAGGUUUAUUUUGAGCACAGUUUUAUUUUUAUUUUACUUUAAGUUUAUUCCUAUAGACUAAAACACUUUUUACUUUAACAUCUUCUACUAGCUUCCAUAACACCUUAUAUAAAGCUCAACAAAACCUGUAAUCUUCACCCAGACUCAUACUUUAGCCACCAUUAUGCCCCAUUGUUUGUAGACCACCAGGCUUAUGUCGUGUCUCACUUCGCGGCUAAUUACAAACAUUAGGUAUGAGGAAUUAUAAUCGCGACUUGUUCAAGUAUUAUGUGGCUUAAUCGACAAUGGGUUUUGAGUGAGGGGUGCGCGAACAAUUAAUUUGUUUGUGUAAAGGGCUACCGAUCAAUUUUAUACCGUAGUAUUUUCGAAGCGCAAACAAAUAUCGGCUUAGGGCCAAGAGUGCUCUUGUCAUAAUCACAAUCUGCGCAUAAUCGUCGCCUGCGGCUAUUAAGGAGGGGGGGGGGAGGAGGGAGUCUAAUGAAAGAAUGAACGGCCGAGGUCAAGGUGGUAGUCGCUAUAGUAGUUUUGAUGGAAUUAAGAGUACAAAAUAUUGAUUUAAGUACAACUCAUAUCAUAAAUAGUAAAAAACACAUGUUUUAAACGGUCAUAAAAAGUCUCGUCGCCAAUUUACCUUGAUUUUCACGCUCAAAAACGACAAGACUUCGCAAAUUUAGCUAACCUUGUCUCUUAAUAACAUGAAAAAGCCUGCCAAAUACUAUACCUUACACAAUACAAUGCUUAAAUUAAACAAAGUAUUAUACCGUCAACCUCUUUAUACACACCGUAACUCAAAUCCUCCUCCAGUAUCGCCCGUAAAGCCAUGUUCGAUAGCAAUCGUAUUAAAAGCCGUAAGCGGGCCCUUAUGCAACAUAUAUUUGUCUUGUGUGUUUGCUCAGGUGCUGAACGAUAACCUCAUCCCUUUUAAAUGACAAUUGGUGUGAAAUUGCGCACUCGAUGCCGCUUUCAGCACGAUGCCGCUGCCAAGUGCGAUGACCUCAGCUGACAAAGUGUUUUUUCACUGCGCUACCGUAGCAACAACACGAUGAUGUAAGAGAGGCGUAAUGCAACAAUUCCUAAUCUUACACAUCUGGAGAGGAGGGCGCGGUAGGAAACCAAUUAGCGAAGAAGCGCUAAUUCAGUUACUCUGUAAAUACACUUAGUUAAACGGCUUUAUUUGCAUAUAGUACGGGCGUUAAGCCGUUUAAAAACAAUAACAAAUCCGAAACAUUUGCUGGGGUACAAAGGCAAAGUUGUGUAAUGACGAAAGAUAGGAUUUUACAUUUAAAAAUAUUCAAAAACUUUAAAAAAUUAAGAUAUUGGAAUUGCAAAAAAAUUUUAAAAAAAUACAAAAUUCAUCAAGUUACAGUAGUCCAAUACUCUAACAAUCCCAUUUCAGGCAAAAUGGCAUCUUAUUGGACCCAAACACCAGAAUGCAAAGCCCAGACUCUUCCCAUUCUGAUAUGGAAAUGACACUAGAAGACGGCCAAUCAACGUCGCUACUCCGGGGCUCGCCAAGCACCGAUUCCGAUGAUAAUAACACAUCGGCCAACUCCGUGAAGUCGCCCACGAUGAUGUUCGCCAACUUUAUGAAUCCAAUGAACCCAUCCCUAUUGCCACCGUUGUCUGCACCCUUCCAGUUCAGCCCCAACAACAACACCAACAUGAUGGAGGUGUGGAGCACCUUCUUCCAGAACCCCCUCUUCAAACAGUUCCAGAUGAACUUCCUGGCGAAUCAGCAGAAGCUGCUACAGAAGGAGAUGACGAUGCAGAAGGAAGAGCCGAAGGAAGCCAAGGCCGAAGCCCAAGCGACGCCGAAACGCUCCAAGCUGUGCAUCGACGAGUUGCUGAAACAGAAGGAGAUGGAGAGUGAGGAGAAGCCCACCGACACUUCCGGCUCGGGAGCUUCAGGACAUGGAGAAGAAGAGGAGCUUUAG
This is a messenger RNA of Bursaphelenchus okinawaensis, 5320 nucleotides long. The record is from the annotation of a GenBank genome assembly. Lineage: Eukaryota; Metazoa; Nematoda; Chromadorea; Rhabditida; Aphelenchoididae.